Emiliania huxleyi CCMP1516 is the source of this 981-nucleotide messenger RNA. RefSeq lists its product as hypothetical. Gene Ontology annotation, biological process: autophagosome assembly; nucleophagy; autophagy of mitochondrion. NCBI's taxonomy places the organism in Eukaryota, Haptophyta, Isochrysidales, Noelaerhabdaceae. Gene Ontology annotation, cellular component: cytosol; cytoplasmic ubiquitin ligase complex. Bases 34 to 981 code for a protein of 315 amino acids. Gene Ontology annotation, molecular function: Atg8-family ligase activity. The record is from RefSeq and is a predicted model, not a curated record. The transcript has 4 exons.
CGACACUGGCCCUUCCACAUCCUCUCAUCAGCGAUGUCAGGCGGCCACUCCACCUACAGCGGCGCGCUCUGGAACAUGGGCCGCAACGCGAUGCUCGGCACGGCCGAGUACCUCACCCCCGUCCUCACCACCUCCCAGUUCCUGGAGAAGGGUGUGUUGACUCCGGACGAGUUUGUUGAGGCCGGCGACCAGCUGGUGCUGCGCUGCCCGACGUGGUCCUGGCAGGCUGGCGAGCCGGACAAGGCGCGCCCGUUCCUCCCGCCGAACAAGCAGUACCUCGUCACGCGCAGCGUCCCGUGCCAGCGCCGCGCCGCCAGCCUCGCGUCGGGUGCGGACGCGGAGAUGCUGGUGGACGGCGACGAGGGGGAGGGGGACGAGGGCUGGUCGCUGACGCACGCGAACCACAAGGUCGAGCGGCAGGAGGAGGCGCCCGACAUGCUCGCCGACGCGGUCGCCCACAUGGACGUCGCGGGACCGUCGGGCGCGGCGGCGGGCGGCGGCAGCGAGGACGCGGGCGGCGCCGACGGCGCGGCGGGGGAGGCGGAGCUGGAGAUGGGAGGGAUGGUGGAGGCGGACGACCCUUCUGCGCUGGGCGGCGGCAGCGGCAUCGUCAAGACGCGGACGUACGACGUGACCAUCACCUACGACAAGUACUACCAGUCAGGGCGCGUCUGGCUGUACGGCUACUCGGAGUCGCGGCAGCCGCUCACGCAGGCGCAGCUGCUGGAGGACGUCUCCGCCGACCACGCCCUCAAGACAGUCACCCUCGAGUCGCACCCGCACAUCGCCGAGGGGGCAGGGCUGCACAUGAGCAUCCACCCAUGCAAGCACGCGUCGGUGAUGCACAAGCUUGUCGCCGAGCUGCAGUCCGCGGGGCGAGAGGCCAAGCCGCCGCAGUACCUCUUCCUCUUCCUCAAGUUCAUCUCCUCCGUCAUCCCUACCAUCGAGUACGACUACACCGUGGCGGUCGACGGGCUGUAG